ACAAUCUAGUCUUGAAGUGUCCUGACCGAAACACUCGGGCCGCAAUCGCAUAUAAUUCUAAUAAUUUUCCUAAUUAAAUAAACUUACGAAGACUUCAAAACGGCUUUCCUAAUUAAACUAUCUAGAAGUCAAACUAGUUAGCAUAAACUCAGCUUUCACCAUGUUGAAUAAGCAUGGUAUUUAUUUGUGUGAGUGAUAAUGUAAUGAAAUUUUUGCAGACAUUUUUCUUUCUUCUGGAUAUCAACUUUUAAGUCGUAAUUUUCGAAAAAUGGCAACUGAAAAUGCUGGUCCUAUUCAAAUAAUUAUGGAAAAGAAAUUAAAGGAUUUCUUUUUACCAUCUCACUUGGAAGUAAUAAACGAAAGUUAUAUGCAUAACGUUCCCAAAGGCAGUGAAUCACAUUUCAAGGUUGUUGUAGUAUCCGAAAAACUUGUUCAUGAGGCUAUAGAUGAAGAAAUCAAGGACGCCAUUCAUGCACUAACUAUCGUUGCCAAAACUCCAAAUCAAUGGGAAAGUUCAGGGCAAAAAGUCGAUCCAUCUCCGCGUUGCUUAGGAGGCUCUAAAAAUUGA
Dimorphilus gyrociliatus is the source of this 568-nucleotide messenger RNA. The record is from the annotation of a GenBank genome assembly. Lineage: Eukaryota; Metazoa; Annelida; Polychaeta; Dinophilidae.